Messenger RNA from Zychaea mexicana, 1677 nucleotides. Its product is annotated as Gti1/Pac2 family-domain-containing protein. Gene Ontology annotation, molecular function: DNA binding. The record is from RefSeq and is a predicted model, not a curated record. Bases 195 to 1241 code for a protein of 348 amino acids. The transcript has a single exon. NCBI's taxonomy places the organism in Eukaryota, Fungi, Mucoromycota, Mucoromycetes, Mucorales, Lichtheimiaceae.
CUCGUAUUCUCCAUCCUCUCUCUCUUUCUCUCUCUCGCCUUAUCUCUACCUCUUUCUCUCUUUCUUGUCCUUUCUCUCCUCGCUUUCGCCACACCGCACUCAGCAACAACUGCCACAACAACAACAACAACCACAACUAUCAACUAUCAACAACAGCAACAGCAACAACACAAAGAACUUAGAAAAUACAUACGAUGGAAACUUACAUCGGCUACAUCAAGACCCCUCAAGAUGCACUUAUUGUCUUUGAGGCCUGUAGACGAGGCCAACUAGAUCGCGUCCAGCGUCGCCUUUCAACAAAAGAACGCAUCCACAUCCGAUCCGGCUCUGUCUUUGCUUGGGACGAGCGGGAAGCAGGCAUGCGCCGAUGGACCGAUGGCCGAACAUGGUCACCCAGCCGUGUGCUCGGCAGCUUUUUGACUUAUCGCGAGCUCGACACAAAGCGCCGCCCUCGCCGCUCAUCGACCACCUCUUCAUCAUCCGUUACAACCUCCUCUGCUGCCGCCGCCGCCGCCGCUUCUCCCUCUUCAUGCUUACCGGCUGGCAGCAAGGCCGCAGCUGCGUGCUCCUACAAACAAGAUGGCUUGAUCAAGCAGAGUUUCUCCAUCUGCACCGCUGCUAACCAAAAGCUGCAUCUCAUCUCCUAUUACACCAAGACCGAUGUCCUCACUGGGCGUUUGAAGCAGCCCUCAGCCGAUCCGAUGCUGAGCCAAAUUGUGGUGCCCAGAGGAUUAUAUCCAGAGCUUAAUCCACUGGACACUAGCGGAGGUCAUUCUGCUACAAUUCACAACAUGCGCCAAGCAUCUUCUACUUCGUCCAUGGUUUCUUCUCCGCCCAUGCAUCAUCAUCAUCAUCAUGCUCAUCACAACAAGACUUCAAUUCCUCCUUCGCCUCCACCAUCUCUCUCCAGCUCACCCAUCUCGUCCGAUGAAGAUAUGGUCAUCGACUCCUCCUCAUCGCCGCAUUAUGACCAUCACUUUUAUACAGCAACCUCACAACCACCGCCACCGCCGUCAGCCUCGUUCUGUCACUCAUUACCGCCUCUAUCAUACCCAACAACAUCAUCGUCUUCAUCAUCUGUUGCCGCUUCUCCACUGUUAGCCGCAUCACCCUCAUCAUCGUCUUCGUCUUCAAACGCUUCGCCAUUGCUGCCGAUACAAGAGAUCCCUAUGAACCAUCGACUACGAUCGUCCGAGGACCAGCGUCAGCUCAGUGCACUCCAUGGCCGUCUUCACUUAUAAAACAUAUUGUAUUAUCACAACAACACCACCUCCUUUCUUUCAGCUCUUUUUUUUGUCACAUACCCAUCUCUUUUUCCCGUUUUAUAAAUCUUACAGCUAACUUUAAAGAACCAUGCAUUUUAAACAACUUAAAACACAUUCCCAAGCACCCUCGCGAUUCACUCACUUUUCACUUAAAGCACACACUUCUUGCGCACUCUCUCUCUCUCUCUCUCUCCAUCUCUCUCACUCCUUAUAUACAUAGUCACUGCCAAUUCAUACAUAAUCAUAGUUGACGUCAGUGUAAUAGCAAAUAAUAGUAGGCUCUUUGUUCAUGUACACUUGUCUAGUUUUUGUCUUAAUCAUAAAGUUGCAUUUUCCGAUACCCCUCCUUUUUCCUUCAAACACGACACACUAAAAGGUUAUGGUUUUCCUUCUUCUAAUGCAAUGUGUAUGG